UAACAAAUUUCACGUCAUCCCUGCAAACACGCACUAACAAAUCAAGACCCGCCCCAAACCAACCUCCGACAUCAUCAGCCACCAUCUUUUUUAUAAGCUGCAGUUCUCUAACAAUCGAAUCAUAAUGUCGGGCGGUGUUAAGAGAGAUCGCGACGGCAAUGCUCGUGUGAAGAAUGCGGGCCCGCCGAAGCAGGCUGGGCCGAGGGGGAGGUUUCAUGAUAUGUUUGAAGGGUUUCGUGAUGAGCUUGAUGAGCAUCAUGAUCGACGGGAGAGGAUUGUGAAGGCAUCGCGAGAUGUCACUGCCCAGAGUAAGAAGAUUAUCUUUGCGCUUCAGAGAGUCAAGCAUCUCAACAAAGACUUCCCUCAUCACAUCCAGCAAGACAUGGAUACACGUCUCGAAGAAAUUUCCAAACUCCUCAAGGGAAUCGCACCAGAUGUUCAGAAUGUCAACCGCUAUCGCUACACCUUUUCCCUCCGCUGUCUCGAAGAAUUCGUCGAGGCUCUCUCUUUCGCUCACUACCUCCGCCACCAAACUCUCAUCACACCCGCACAAGCACAAGCUGCUAUGCCCAGCGAUAUAGCCCUCACGCCAAAUGACUACAUGUUCGGUAUCUUCGAUCUAUUUGGUGAGAUGAUGCGCUUUGCAACUGUUACAACAGCUCAGAAUGGUGAAUUGGCUGGUGAUGGAGGACGAAAUAUCAUGAGUGAUAUUCAAGAGCUUGGGUGUGAAUUUGAGAUCCUGCCUGAUGUGCCGACGAAGGAUUGGAGAGGAAAGAUGGCCGUGAUGAGGCAGAGCGUCAAAAAGGUUGAGAGGUUGGGGUAUGGACUUGUGGUGAGAGGGAGUGAGAGGCCAAAAGGUUGGGUGCCGGAUAUGAAGGAUGAUGCUCCUGAGCCUGCGUCGCCAUGAACAUUCAACUUCAGCUCAUAAUGUAAGGAAACCGGGCGUUGGCUGUUGUCGGGAUAUGAUAUGCUACGUGGUUGAGUUGCUAGAGCUGGCUGCUCUGAUAUCAU
Molecule: messenger RNA, 1011 nt
Organism: Fusarium redolens
Lineage: Eukaryota; Fungi; Ascomycota; Sordariomycetes; Hypocreales; Nectriaceae
Product: Translin
Exons: 3
Coding region: 125-907 (260 amino acids)
Cellular component (GO): cytoplasm; nucleus
Molecular function (GO): RNA endonuclease activity; sequence-specific DNA binding; RNA binding
Source: RefSeq, a predicted model, not a curated record